AAUCAGUUUCAUGCUACUAGCUUCAUUGAAAGGAAGCCUGAACUACAUAAUAGUUAUCUAGAGCUGAUAGAAAUAGGUGGAUCAAGGCAUUCUGUCACAUAUGGUGUAAACAAUCGUAGCCCUCUUAUCAAACUAAUUGGCUUUGAUAUUACGAAAUGUCUUCCUUUUGACAUAAUGCACACACUGUUCGAAGGUGUGGCUUCCCAUCACCUUCAGGCGUUACUAGAGUACCUAAUCAAAGAUAAGAAAUCCUUCACUCUGGCCCAACUCAACACAAUUUUACGUACACACAAAUAUAGUAACUCAGAAACCAAACCAUCACCGAUUAACAAGGAUAAUGAUGGUUCUUUCCAUAUAAAACAAACAGCAUCUCAAAUGAUGACGUUGGUCAGACUAUUUCCAUUCCUAUGUGGUAAUGUUGAAGUGGAAAAUGACAAACACUGGGAUUGCUACCUCAUUCUUUUGGCAAUUUGUGAUAUGGCCUGUUCUUUUGAUGUCCAGGAAAGUGAUCCUACUAAAUUUGGAUGGAUGGUACAAGUAUAUCUUGAGUCUUUUGUGACGCUUUAUUCUCCUCAAUUUUCUGUCACACCAAAGAUGCAUUAUCUUGUUCAUCUCCCUAAACAAAUGACUCUGUUUGGUCCACUAAGACACCACUGGUGUAUGAGGUUUGAGUCAAAGAAUGCACAAAUCAAAAGCUUCGUUACACGCUGCUUUAGAAAUGUACCUCUUUCCGUUGCAAUACGCCAUCAACAGUAUCUUUCAUACCAUUUAUACACCCCACCAGAACGACAUUCCUCCAAUUUUUUAUAUGGUGGUGAUCAAGUUUCAGGAGAUUCACAACAGUUUGACCAUUAUAGGGAAGGUAUUGAGAAGCUGCUAGAUAUACCCAACAAUUCCCUUUUUGGCAUAAGGUGCAAGUUUGUAAUAAUUAAUGGAAUCGAAUACAAACCUGGAUAUGUCAUACGCAUAAAACCAACUGAGCCUUCCUAUGACUUUGACUACGGACUCAUUGAUGCCAUCCUUAUGUAUGAAGGCCACAAGAUCUUCCUAACAACAAUUCUAGAAAUAAAGAAAUUUCAUAAAUCACUUUGUGCCUUUGAAGUUUCUCCCACACAUAACGUCAAAUAUGUGCUUUAUGGUUCCUUGUAUUGUCAUGGAGUGGUACAUAUACAUACCAAAUCAGGAAACUUGUACAUUAUUGAGAAAAAUUAUUGUUUUAAGGAUUUAUGGUGUUUAUUUUAGUAUGACAUGUAUUGUUACAAAGUUAUUUUCAUUUGCUCUUA
Molecule: messenger RNA, 1283 nt
Organism: Amphimedon queenslandica
Lineage: Eukaryota; Metazoa; Porifera; Demospongiae; Haplosclerida; Niphatidae
Exons: 5
Coding region: 175-1242 (355 amino acids)
Source: RefSeq, a predicted model, not a curated record